Messenger RNA from Eucalyptus grandis, 2587 nucleotides. RefSeq names its product nuclear transcription factor Y subunit A-3. The record is from RefSeq and is a predicted model, not a curated record. Gene Ontology annotation, molecular function: DNA-binding transcription factor activity, RNA polymerase II-specific; RNA polymerase II cis-regulatory region sequence-specific DNA binding. The transcript has 5 exons. Lineage: Eukaryota; Viridiplantae; Streptophyta; Magnoliopsida; Myrtales; Myrtaceae. Gene Ontology annotation, biological process: regulation of transcription by RNA polymerase II. The coding region runs from base 1239 to 2210 and encodes 323 amino acids.
UUGUUGCUUCAGAAUUUGUGUGCAGAGGAGCUUAUUUUCGUGGGUUUUGAACUUCAUCCGCAUCACGUUCUUUGAGGUGCUUUCGGGGAUUCGAAUCGGAAGAUGGGCUGGUGUGAAUGGUCAUUUUAUAGUUCCGAAGCCAUCGUUUUCGUUUUCCUUUUUUCCUUUUCUUUUGGAGAUGGAAGAUCGAGACAGGAACUUCGUGAAGCGAGAUUAGAACCAGUUUCCCGUGCACUCUGCUUCGCCAGCUCUUCUCCUUUCGCCUCUUCCAGGGCGUGAUGAUUCUCAUAUCCGCUGUGUUUAGAACUAGUAUCUAUCUGUUUGUUCAUCUGAUCUUCUUUUCAGUAGUAUUGUUCAUUCGACUUUGCAUAGUGGACUUGCCUUGCAUGCAUUAUGGACAUAAUAAGUUGUGUCUUCGGGAUGCAUAUGCCGAAAAUGUUGUUCCUGGAUUAUAACCUUUAAGAGGUGCGACAAAGUUACUUUUACUGGUCAAGAGAAAAGGCAGCGACCCUUUAGACAGGAUGAGUGACUUGUUCCUAUGAUCUUAGCACGACUUGUCGAAAGCUCACUUGUUGGUGAAUAUUUUGUACUUGAGUUAUGGGUCUAGAGAGAGGAAGGUAAGCUCGAGAGACUUCAAGAUUUUACCGGAGAGUUUUAAUUUUGUACUUGAGUUAUGGACCCAUUUCUUCGUGUCGGCCUUCCUGUUUUUCUUGUGGACUUUUACCUUUUUGUUUUUUGAUUAUAUGUUGAGAUGAGGUAUUCUGUUGGAGCAAUCAAUCAUGGAUUGAAUCCUGUUUGCUGUUGCAGGCUUGUGAGAUGAUCCAAGACCUUUCACUGCUUGUGAUACUCUUUAUAAAGGACGAGGGAUGGUCUUGAUGAAUCAGGUUCAUGAAGUUUCUAUUUGGUUUUCUGAAGGGCUCAUGCAUGUAGACAAUCUUCUGUCAUAGUUAGUGUUUAAUAGAAUGUGCCGUAGAAAAUCAGUCUCUCAUGGAUGGAACUGUGCUGGACUUCAUAUUUCUGGCAUUUUCUUAAUCUUAGUUCCUUGCUGCAAUUUUUUGCUGUUUCAAGAGUGUCUACUCGACAUAUUAUGACCCUUUUUGGCAGUCAUUCAGUUUGACAGUGGGAUUCAGAUGUUGGGUUAACAAUCUAUGUCUUUUCACUUUACCAUUUCAAGAAUUGGUGGAUAUUUCAGCAACUAUACUCGUUUGCAUGAUUAAUACAUAAGUUCUAUCAAUUCAAUGUCUUGGUAUGUCGGUAGCAGCCCAUCUAGAGAGGCUUCCACCAUAUCACAGUUUGGACUUGUGCCAAUGCCAAAAGGUUCAAGCAUAAAGAUGGGAGUUCCACUGCAACAUUCUAGUGGUAUCAAACAAUUGAAUGUUCACUUUCAAGAGCGGGACUUGUGUUCUACUCAAUCAACCAGUCAAUCAUUCAGUGAAGUGCCUAAUAUAGGAGGAAGUACUGACUGUAGCCAAGCCACAGUUUUAGAACAGACAGAACAUGGUGAAACUGAAGGGCAAUCAGUGAGAGGACAAGCAAAAUCAGCCUUGUCAAUGGGAACUCAGGAUUUAGUCUUCCAACCUUUAGAGGUGUGCAUCCCACUCCACUAUGCUGAACCAUCCUUGGGUGGUUUUAUGCCCGCUGCUUAUGGGCCACAGGCUAUGAUCUCUUACCCUCAAAUGGCAGGAAUGAUACCUUCUCGACUGCCUCUGCCCUUUGAUACGACACAAGAAGAACCGGUCUAUGUAAAUGCAAAACAGUAUCAUGGUAUUCUCCGGAGAAGACAGUACCGCGCAAAGCUCGGGGCUGAAAACAAGCUCAUCAAGGAUAGAAAGCCUUACCUUCACGAAUCUCGGCAUCAUCAUGCAGUAAGAAGGCCAAGGGGAUCCGGUGGGCGUUUUCUCUCAAAGGAUCAGAAAGAAUCAAAAUUUACCUCCCUUAAUGAUGAAUCAAACGUCAAAAGCACCGCAAGGGUGUCUUCAGCCAUCGAUUUACCGAAUUCAGAGGUGUGUCAGCUGAAAGAUCACAGAGACACCGGCUCCACCACCUCUUGCUCCAAAACGACUCAAACCACCACCAGCAGUGACGCCAUCCCGGUGUCAAAAUUCAGGUUCUUUGGUCAACCUUGGCAUGUGAUGACCACGUGUGAUCCUUCUUGUGACGUUCGUUAUAGUGGGGAUAUUCGCCAUCUUUCUCUGCCAGGUGAAAGAUGAGUCGGAACAACAAUCACAGUCGUCAGCUCUGUGAAUCUGGCGCUUGAGUGGAGAAAGUACAGCUGCUGGUUUCAAUGGGAAGUCAUCCUUGGCUCUGUUACCGUUGCUUCUUAUUAGGUAGCUUUUUUAAAACUAUUUUAACUGCCAGGCUAGUCAAAACAUACAAAGCCUGCGGAUUGUGGUCUCUGUUACGAGACUGUCGUCCUUAAUAAGCUUAUUAAGCGCACGAAGAACACACGCCCUGAUGGUGUAACUUGAAAGUGUCGAGCAGCCGUCAUUAUGCUAAGCACGUGAGUUGUUUGCCUGAUAAUUCUCGGAAUUUCAGUUGCAUGUUUUUUGGGUCAGCACUUUUCUCAAGUGAAGAGGAGCAUUUUUUA